This is a messenger RNA of Pseudo-nitzschia multistriata, 5655 nucleotides long. Lineage: Eukaryota; Bacillariophyta; Bacillariophyceae; Bacillariales; Bacillariaceae. The record is from the annotation of a GenBank genome assembly.
GGAAUCCAGGAAAUGAGCGACGACCGCACGGUGUGACAGUUCGCCGGUCAAUUCAUCGCUAGUGUUCGUUUCAUGCCGGUAUUUCCGCGCGGUUUCAAAAAGAGAUCGACGAAGGAAAGCGGGUGCUCUCUGGUGAUUGUUUGUUUGUUUCUUCGUCUUUGGUUUGGCCCGAGUCCAUUGUUCGCGAAUCGCAACCGGCGGUGGCCCUCCCGUGGUGCGGAAUUGAAGCCAGGAUGAACAUCGACGAUCUCAUCACGGGUGGCAGGAGCGGAGCCGCCGGGGGCAGAGCGAGCAAGAGAAGGGCAGCUGCGACGAAACGGAAACGCGGAAGCGCCGACAGCAGCAACAUCAGCAGCAGCAACAACAACAACAACAACAACAACAGCAGCAGCAACAACAACAACAUCAACAGCAACAACAGCAACAGCAGCAGCAGCCAGAACGACGACGACCUGCUGGCAAUGGCACUCGGGUCCUCCGGGGUGAGAGGCGCGGACGCGGGUGCCUACGAAGAAUCGGUCCUCCGCGACGCCGAGCUCUCGUCGACCCCCCGUCUGAUGGCCGCCGGGGGGGACCCGCCCGGGACCCUGCUGGGGUUCCCCCCCCUCGAUGCCAUGGUUCCCUCCCGGAGCAUCCGGGCCGACCUGGCCCACGUCCAAACGGUGCUCCAGAACCUCAGAGCCAGCGCCAACACCAGCGCGAAYGCGAACGCCAAACCCGGCGCGGCACGUCCGGUGCACGGAACGAUCGACCGCAAGCGCUGCCUCAAGGAACAGAUGCUCCUGGCCCUGCUGCAGUCGGCCUCGGGGGACCCAGAGAUGGGGGUCUUUCCCCAGCAGGAGGCCAGGCAGGAGUGGAAGCGGCAGAAAUGGUACCGGGACGGCGGCAGCGACGAGGCCGUGGAAGCCGGCGGGGGCGGUGCCCUUCUGGAUCCUUCCGCCCACCAGGUGCCGCGUUCCGGGCGCAAGAAGGAACAAGCCGGAAGCACCAAUCGGCCGAAGGGGACCGGGAACAGCCCCGGGGGGGACGGCGGUCACGGAAUCGACGAUUCCACCCCCGAGGGCCGACUCGAGGGGAUCAAAAAGGGCGUACAGCAGACGAAAAAGAAGUCGGUUCGCUUUGCCGUCGGCGUCAAAGAGGGUUCCAGCGGCGGCAGGCCCAAAUCCCUGCUCUCCAAAAAGGUGGUCCGGAUCAAGCCGAAAGCCGGCCGCCGCCGGAUAUCCAUGCAGGAACGGCGGAGGAGGCAGGCCGAAGGACACGACGGUUCCACCGGGGGAAACGACAAGGAAGCAGAACUCRGWGGCGGCGGCGACGAAGAAGACGAAGCCGAUCUGAGAGAGCGCAUCGUGGCCCAGCUCAAGCAGAUGAGGGUCGAGCGAGAGGCACGCAGAAAACAGCGGAAGCGGGCCUGGCGAGAAAGCCGAGACGAGGCAAGCGACGACGAUGCCUUCGACGACGACGACGACGACGACGGCGGCGAGGUGGAAUUCGAAUUUCCAGAAGACAACAACAACAGCAGCAGCAGCAGCAACGACAAAGACAGCGACGCGAAUCCACGAUCGGCCGACACCGGAGAGUCCGCGCCCGAAGGGUCCGGGCCGGCCCMGGCGUCCGCACCGCCGGAAGCGGUCCAAGCGGGAGGCGGCACCGGAGGGGGGUCCGUGGUGUGCCCGCUUUGCAGCGAGGAGAUCCCCGUGCCGGCUUGCAACGGAGCGGCCUCCGAAGCCGAACGGAAGGGACGCGCGGAUGCCGUCCUGGCCGAGCACAUGAACUCGUGCCAAACCAAGCCCCGGACGCGCACUAGGGGCCGGCGGCGGCCUGCCCUGCCGAUGCACCUAGGACGGAACUCAACAACAGCGGCUCCACCACAGCCGCGGCCCCGACCUAGCUAUGCCGAAAUCGAUACUAGUGACGACGACGACGACGACAACAACGACGACAACAACGACGACUAUUUUGACGAGGACAUCAGCAACAACAGCAGCAGCAACAGCAACAACUACAACGAUGAUCACAAAGGCGAUCACGACUUGUUGGACGAGGACAUUGUCAUCGACCACGACGACAAGGAAAUCGCGUCGGACAAGCGAUCCACCAAAGUGACGCCAAAGAGACGAAAGCCGCGGAAACGAUCGGCCAACAGAAACGCCCGAGCGGCAGGCCACAGCCGCACCUCGGUCCAGGCACCCCUGGACGACUGGUACACGGACGACUACGAGGACCGGGUCGACGACUGGAUCGAGCACGGGCUGGAGAAGAUGCCGAUGAUGACGGAGCGCGACGCCACGGAGGUCCCGCCGGGGGAAGAAGAAUACGACGGGGGAUUGAUCGUCCCCGCCUGGACGAACGAUCGGUUGUUUCCCUACCAGCGGACGGGCCUCAAGUGGAUGUGGGAGCUCCAUCGCCAGCAGAGUGGGGGCAUCCUCGGCGACGAAAUGGUACGCCAUGCUGCCCUUAUUUGUGCUGUGCUGUGCUGUGCUGUGCUGUGCUGUGCUGUGCUGCAUUGCAUACGCCGUUGUUUGUGGUUGCAAAAUCUGCGCAACCACUUCUAACCAUUGUUUGUUUAUUGUAAAUGCCGACACUGAUGGGAUUUGAUUCGCACCUCUUGGGCUUCAUUCUAGGGUUUGGGGAAGACGAUUCAGGUUGCAUCCUUCCUGGGCUCGAUGGCUGCUAGCCGGAAGCUCAAGGCAAUUCUUAUCAUUAGUCCCGCGACCAUGCUUCAACACUGGCUGAAGGAAAUGGCGAAAUGGGCACCCGGGGUGCGGCGCAUGCUGGUUCACCAAUCGGGGGACACACCGAUGCCAUCGUCGCAGCACCAGAGCCUCUUGUACAACACGGGGCAGCGAAAARUAACGGCGCAGCGAUUGGCGGACKCGGCACGGUGGCUGAAGCGAUCGAGGCAGGACCGGCUGUUCGAAAUCAUCGACGAGGCCGACCUGGACACCAGAGAUCCCUCCACGUUUUGCGGGACCGCCUACGCGUUCGUAACGACGUUCGAGAACGUACGGAGAAACGAGGAGAUCUGGACCAACCACCAGUGGAGUUACGUGGUCAUCGACGAGGCACAAAAAAUCAGAAACCCAACGGCGGACAUCACUUUGGUUUGCAAGGUACGUACURCUAAGCGCAAGUAAAGAGCAGAGGCGCAGCAGAGCGAACCAUGCGCUGUAUUUUCCAUUCUUUGCCUCACCACUUGUUGAGUGUUUCACACCUGGCGUUGGGAUCCAUCAGAGACUCAAAACUCCACAUCGUCUCGCUUUGAGUGGAACACCGAUUCAAAACGACCUAAGAGAACUGUACGUGCUUGCGAAGAAACCUCUAGGGACCCUUCACUUCUUCGACGCGCUGUGUCUAAUUCGUCGUGCAURCCUUUUCAAAUUUGCAGGUGGUCCAUUUUUGAUUUCGUUUUCCCCGGUCGUUUGGGAACUCUUCCCGCUUUUGAGACAGAAUUCGGAACUCCAAUCAAACGGGGAGGAUAUAGCAACGCCUCCCCUAUGCAGGUCCAGCUUGCCUAUCGGUGUGCCCUCAUUCUAAAGGACCUCAUCAACCCGUACUUACUACGGAGGCUAAAAAAAGACAUCAAAGAAGUCCAACGAAUGCCGGGAAAAAAGGAGCAGGUGUUGUUUUGUCGCUUGAGUGACUACCAGCGCAUGUUGUACGAAGAUUUCCUUCGCUCGGAUUAUGUCAAAAAGGUGUUUCGGGGCACCGCACAACUCUUGGGAGCGAUAACGGUGAUGAGAAAAAUUUGCAAUCAUCCCGACCUCCUCAAAGAUCCCGACGAUGAUUCUUUGGUGGAGCCGUUGUAUGAAGGCAGGGCACCAAACGAGCUCAAGUCCAAUAACAAUAGUGGCAGCGACAAUGAUGGAGAGGCAGACGCGAUUUCAGGUAGGUAUCAAACAAUGAUUCAGAGAUCUGGGAAAUUAGAGAUAUUGGCAAAAAUUUUGCCUCUUUGGAAAAAGCAGGGGCAUCGGGUGCUUAUCUUUUGUCAAUGGAGAAAAAUGCUUGAUAUCAUAAUGGAGUUCGUGGCGGUAAAAGGAUGGAAAUUCGGUAGAUUGGACGGGAACACAAACGUUGCCUCGCGGCAACGGCUUGUCGACACUUUCAACUCGGACGAUUCGUACUUUGGUAUGCUGUGUACCACCAGAACAGGCGGAGUAGGUCUGAAUCUGGUUGGAGCGGAUCGCAUCAUUCUAUAUGAGUAAGUAUUUGUUUUCAUCUCAGUGUCCCUUCUCGCACAUUUAUGGUUGCCAACGAUUUUUGUUUGCAUGCUGGCUUAGCCCCGACUGGAACCCACAGACGGAUGCCCAGGCUAGGGAACGAGCAUGGAGAUUUGGGCAAAAGCGAGAAGUGACGGUGUAUCGUAUGAUUUGUGCAGGUAAGGUUCAUUCUCUGUGCUGCGGUCAAACAACUGACCGGGAAAAACAAAUACUCAUGUAUUCAUAACAAUCUUGUGUGUGCAUUUGUCUUCCCUUGCAUCCCCAUCACUGACUCCGUCUUUCAAUGUUACAGGCACGAUCGAGGAAAAGAUUUAUCAACGGCAGAUUUUCAAAACAGCCCUGUCGAAUAGUGUCCUUCAAAACUCAAAGCAACGUCGACUUUUCACGAACAAGGAUUUAAAAGAUCUAUUCAGUCUGAAAGCAGACAAUGGAAGCAUUGUUGCAGGCAAUGAUGGAGUGACAGAGACUUCAGAAUUGACAAGAGGAGAUGGUUACAUCGACCCUGAUGACGAAAAUGUUGUUGCAGAUAAUCAUCAUGAUGACGGAGAAACCAUGAGAACUGUUUUGAAAAGUCAAGGCUUAGCUGGAAUUUUCGACCAUGAUGUCGUCGAAGGAAAAUCUAAAGAUAAGAGGGCAUCUGUGAGGGAGAUGGAAGCGAAAGCGAAAAAGAUAGCAAGAGAAGCACUACAGAAUCUUCGGCAGAGCGUCAAUGAGGAAAGCAAUCCUUUCGGUCGAGAAAGUCGUUUUGGUGCGGGCAACGCAAGUAGCAGUCUACUCUCUUCCAUUGCAAAACGUACCUCCGAAAUAAGCAACGCAGGAACAUUGCGUACUGCUAUCGAGUCAAACCAGAAAGUCCAGCUGUUAAAAGACCUUCAGACUUUUGUGCGCUUAAACGUGCCGACAACCAGCGAAAUUUUAGUAAGUAACAUUUUGCAUGCGUUUUGAAUGGGGAAUUGCAGUUUCUUCCGAAUCAAAUUCCUCAUACUCAACCCUCGCACUCAACGUACUAUUUUUAUCUGGAACAGGAUGAGUUUUCAUCUCAGGUAUCAACACAUGAUGCGGCUGCAAUAUUUCGAAGGCUAUUGAAGUCAAUCGCCACGCUUAACGAUGGCAAAUGGUCAUUGAAGUGAUUUCAGGUUGGAGCGUUGAGAGAUUUAUUUUAAAGGCUUUGACAAUGCACUAGUAGACGCAGAGGACCAGCAUUACCUUUACAGAUACUGUAGAUGUUAUUAGAAUUGAAUCGUGCAGCGUUGGGUUCAAGCCUUCUCAAACGCCUAUUCUAUUAUGAAUGAGCCAGCAUUCGUGAUCAACAUCAUAUGUCGUCUCAUCAAGUUUCUCCCCCAUAGUUAUUCAGUAUCGCCCUUCUCUAUUUUAUUCAGCAUAUCCAUCAGUGCCCUCCCCCUUUUUAUAUGGUUUACAAUAGAGAUAUCUAUUUGGG